Messenger RNA from Amphimedon queenslandica, 1022 nucleotides. RefSeq names its product transient receptor potential cation channel subfamily A member 1-like. NCBI's taxonomy places the organism in Eukaryota, Metazoa, Porifera, Demospongiae, Haplosclerida, Niphatidae. Gene Ontology annotation, biological process: monoatomic ion transmembrane transport. Gene Ontology annotation, cellular component: transmembrane transporter complex. The transcript has 5 exons. Gene Ontology annotation, molecular function: transmembrane transporter activity. Bases 139 to 897 code for a protein of 252 amino acids. The record is from RefSeq and is a predicted model, not a curated record.
GCAGCUUCUGUACAUAGCAACCAGUGCUAUUGUACUCAGUCAUGGCAGUGGCAGAUUGGAGUGAUUGCUGUAUUUUUCAGUUGGAUUGCACUUAUAUUCACUAUCAGAAGGCUGCCUAUAUUUGGAAUAUAUGUGGUUAUGUAUCUGGCAAUUUUUUAUAAUCUAGUUAGGAAGGUUAUUGUCCUUGCCUUAUUAUUGGUCUUUGCAUUUGCAUUUCCUUUUUACAUGAUUUUUUAUGAUGCUCAAGACAUAUCAGAAGGAAUACGUACUCCAUUUAACACUCCAUGGAGGACUGUUUAUAAGACGAUGACAAUGGCAGCAGGACAUCUAAGGAUAGAUUCGUUAUUGCACCAAGAUAACCAACCUAAUUUACCUGAUGUACAGUAUCCAGUGGCUGCAUUUUCACUAUUAAUUCUAUUUGUAGUUUUGAUGCCGAUCUUAUUCCUUAAUCUACUGACUAGUUUAGCUGUUGGCGAUAUAGUUCAAGAGAUAGAAAAAAAAUCUGAUACAUACCGACUACGUUUAAGAUUGGAGUUUACUCUACCUAUGGAGAAUUUUCUGCACUCAAUAUUUACAUUUGCUGAAAAAAGAAAACUUUUGCCUAUGAAUUUGUUGGAAUCAUGGAAAAAGAAACUAAUAAUUGCUGUUGACAAAGAAACAGUAAUUCAUCCAAACUCUAACAAGCAAAACAGUUUUAUUAAACAGAUGAUUGGCUAUACUGAUCAUUUCAAGACUGAAGCAACUAAUACAACUGAGCCUCUAGCAACUAAAGUUGAUGUUAAAAAUCAGAUCAAGCCAUUAUCUGAGGAGGUGAAAGAAUUACACAAUUCAGUGGAUCAGUUGCUAUCUAUAGUUAAAAGCAUAAGGAAUGACAGUCCGGGAAGACUUAACAUUUAAUGUUGAAUUAUUAAAAGUUAUGACUGAAUGAAUGUUGUGUGAUAUUCCUUUUUAUAUUUUUUGAAUGCUGAAUCCUUUUUUGUGUGUUAUUUUUAGCUUGUUUUUUAACGAUUUCUUUUUGUUUU